UCAAUUAGUAAUGGUUUCUUAUUGUCCCAUUAGUCUCUCUUACAUCUUCCUACUCUUCACUACUAUACCUUUUGUAAGAGCAUCCCCUCCAUUAGAUGCAUUGCUCGACAACGGGAGCUUCGAAGAGGGCCCGAACCCGUCAAACCUAAAGAAGACGGUGAUAGUCGGGAGGCAUUCCCUCCCGAAAUGGGAAAUCUCCGGCAUCGUCGAGUACGUCUCCGGCGGGCCCCAGCCCGGCGGGUUCUAUUUCGCGGUCCCAAGGGGGGUCCAUGCUGUGCGCCUCGGCAACGAUGCAUCCGUCUCCCAAUAUGUGCGGGACCUUAAGGCCGGGACCAUCUAUAGCCUCACGUUCGGGGCGACGAGGACUUGCGCCCAAAACGAGGUUUUAAGGGUGUCUGUUCCGGGCAUGUCGAGCGAUUUGCCGAUACAAACGUUGUACAGUAGCGACGGCGGCGAUACGUACGCUUGGAGUUUUCGAGCAAGCGGCGCGAUUGUUAAGGUUACUUUUCAUAAUCCCGGGAUGCAAGAAGAUCCCGCUUGCGGACCGCUCAUAGACGCCGUUGCUAUUAAGGAAAUGUUGCCGGCUUCUUACACCAGAGGAAAUCUCGUGAAAAACGGAGGUUUCGAGAUCGGUCCUCAUGUCUUCAAAAAUUACUCGACGGGCAUCCUCGUACUCCCCAAACGUAAAGACAUGUACUCCCCGAUCCCGGGAUGGAUAAUCGAGUCCAUCAAGCCCGUAAAAUACAUCGACUCGAAGCACUUCAACGUGCCCUCAGGGGUAGGGGCGGUCGAGCUCGUGGGGGGCCGGGAGACAGCCAUUGCACAAUAUAUUAGGACAACUAUUGGAAAAUGGUACAACCUUAGCUUUACCAUUGGCGACGCAAAAAAUGGUUGCAACGGGACAAUGUCCGUGCAAGCAUUCGCGGGUAAGAGCAAUGUGACGGUUAAAUUCACUUCCCGUGGGAAGGGAUCGUUCAAAAUGGCUAGUCUUAGGUUUAGAGCCGUUAAGGAGAGUACGAGGAUCGUGUUUUAUAGCCCCUUCUAUCAUACGAGGUUGCACGAUUUUUGGUCCGUAUGUGGACCGGUUUUGGAUGAUGUUAAGGUUAUCCGAUUUGCUUAAGGUUUCGGAAUUUUUAUGUGCCUUUAUUGUUCUCGCUUUUGUUGCCCUUUUGGAUUUUUCGAAUGAUCCGAAAAAAUUAUAAUAAAUUUGUGAUUUA
Molecule: messenger RNA, 1217 nt
Organism: Andrographis paniculata
Lineage: Eukaryota; Viridiplantae; Streptophyta; Magnoliopsida; Lamiales; Acanthaceae
Exons: 3
Coding region: 11-1120 (369 amino acids)
Source: RefSeq, a predicted model, not a curated record